ACCACAAGUGCGACAAGUCAAAGGUCGGAAAAGUGAAGUUACGAUAAUCGGAUCUCGGAGCAGCAAAGUGCUUGGCGUGCGAUGCGAUGUCUGACGGGUAACCACAGAUUAGCGGUCGUUUCUUUGGGCCAACCGAUAUUAUUUGUGCGAAGAGAUACACAUUUUUGAACGUGAUGUGAAGAAAACCACCGGUGGAUAAUAAAAGUGUUGGAAUAGUUUGUGUCGAAGUGUUUAAUUCUACCCGCCAUUGUAAUGAUGAGUCAAGUGAGAAGCAACCUUUAAGCUUCCGUUUCAAUUUAACCGUCUCUCUCGAAUAAAGUACUCAAUUAUGGAUGCCGCUUCUUGUAUGAAACUUUGGAUAUACAUCGUAGCCCUAACGCUGGCGAGCUGUGACACCAUUCAAAGCCCGGCGGAACUCGCGCUACCGGAACCGGUGUGCGGUCAAAUAUCGCAAAUGCUGGACAGCUGUUUCCGCAACUCGUCGCCCUCGGUCGCCGUCGAGCUGCUGCACUCGGUGAAGAUCCCCGACUCGGCGGAGGAAAUUAGCAAUCGCUGCCUGUUGUUCAAUCGAGGCAUGGAGUGCGUUCAGCACUACUUGAAUGUCUGCGUUGACCAGCAGGAACGGAAAAUCAUUGAAAACGAAGUUUAUGGUGCCAAGCGACUGUACGAGUUUCUGUGCCGUGACCGGUCCUUUCAGAAAGAAUUCCUGCAGCACAAGGAGUGCUUCCACCAUGUCCACGCCGAUUGGGACGCUUGUUCGAACAAAUUUGUGAGCAUCCUCAAGGAGGAGAUGACGAAGACGACGAAACAAUCGAUGAACGUGCAGUACAUGCAGUUCUGCUGCGCCCGGUACGGUUACGAGAACUGCGUCUACAACAGCGCCCGGCACAAGUGCCGCCAGGAGUCGGCCGUCUUUUUGCGCACCGUCGCGAAACUGCUCUCCACCGACCGGCACUUCCUGAACUGUGAUAAGAUCGAGCACGAGGUGUGCUCGGCCGCUGGCAAGGAGCUGGCCCGGCACCGGGGGCCACUAUCACUGAUGGGCGUGAUUGGCUUGCUGCUGUCGACGAACCUCCGGCUCCGAUAGGAUGGAGGCGCAUGGUGCCCGACAAAGAUCCGUCACAGCGUAACCGGAUGGCGUGCGAAGCGGAAAAAACGAAUUAGUUUGCACUCCCACGGUUCGUAUAUCAUCGUCCAUAAUUAAGUGGGACACACAUCAGCUAACGAAGUGCGAAAAGAAACAAUUUGUCUUAAUCGAUGCGGUGCUGUGGCGGAAGUUUUCGGUUUCAUUGGUGUGCGUAAUUGGCAGUAGGUCGGCGGGACCCGAUUGUUAACAGAGGUUUGCUUCACUACGGCACAGGAUACGGCGCUCGAUUUUUCAAAACUAUAUUCACGAAGAAAAGUAUAUCGAUUUGAUAAUAAAAUCACGACGAUUGCGACGGAGUUUCAAUGGUAUUUGUAGUGUAGAAGGGCUGUUGCGGUCCCAGACCUGGCACUCGGGUCGGUCGUAGAUGUAUAAUCAGCAUGUUGUGAUAUGGACUGCGUAUUGCGCGUUGCGAAGAGUUACACGUUGUACACGUUUCUUUUACAAUUUAAAAUAAAUUCCAA
Anopheles bellator is the source of this 1608-nucleotide messenger RNA. RefSeq lists its product as uncharacterized. The record is from RefSeq and is a predicted model, not a curated record. NCBI's taxonomy places the organism in Eukaryota, Metazoa, Arthropoda, Insecta, Diptera, Culicidae. The coding region runs from base 329 to 1087 and encodes 252 amino acids. The transcript is spliced from 5 exons.